GCGAGCGGCGGAGGGCGGAGCGGCCAAUGAGCGCGCCCGGCUGCCAACGGGGUCGGGCCUAGCUGGCCCAAGAAGCCGGGUGCGGAGCCGGGGGCUCAAGUGAUCCGGUCUGCCGGGGAAGGCGCCUCUUGGGCGGUCACCUCCGCCGCCAUGUCGCGGUGGUUCUUCCCGUGGUCGAGCUCCAUCAAGAAGCGAGCCUGCCGGUACUUGCUGCAGCAUUACUUGGGCCACUUCCUGGAGGAGCGGCUGGGCCUGGAGCAGCUGAGCCUCGACCUCUACGCCGGCGCCGGGCGCCUCAGCCGCAUCCACCUCGACGUCUGGUCCGUCAAUGAGUUCCUGGAGUCCGUCGGAGCCCCGCUGGAGAUCGUGGAUGGCUUCAUCGACAGCAUCGCGGUCACCAUCCCCUGGUCUGCCUUAGUCACCGAGAACUGCACCGUGGAAGUGAGCGGUCUGCAGAUCACCUGCCGUCCCAAGUACCGGAGUGCCGCCCCCGGCUCAGAGUCGCAAAGCUGGGCAUCAUGCAUGACCACCAGCAUGCAACUGGCACAGGAGUGCCUGAAGGACCAAGCGGAAGAGCCCUCCGACACCCCUCAACCACUGGAGGGGCUGGAGAUGUUUGCCCAGACCAUUGAAACCGUUCUGCGGAGGAUCGAAGUGACCUUUCUGGACACAGUGAUACGUGUUGAGCACGUGCCCGCCGGGGCGGAGAGCAGGAUCGCCUUAGAGGUGCACAUCAAAAGGUUGGACUACUGUGACGAAGCGGUGAAAGAUCCCGGGCAAACGCUCUCUGUUGACAUCCACCAGCCGCCUCCGUUCGUCCACAAGAUCCUGCAACUGAGCGGCGUCCUUUUCUACUACGAGGAGUUCACGGAAGAAGGCGCCCGGACACCUUCGCCAGCCCCAAAGGUAAAGAUUGAAAGCUCAGAGAUGUUUUUCUCCAUGGCGCCCAUGACCAGCAGCGUGACCUCCGUGCGCUCCGUCAGCGAACUCUCCGACAUUGACCUCGAGUCCUCCACCCACAGCGACGUCAGCGCCACCCAUCUGCCCGCUCCGGCCUUUGCGCCAGGGUUCAUCCUGAGCAGCCCCCGGCGUUACGGUCACUCUCCCUUCGCUGCCACCCUUCCGCGCCUCGGCAAAAUGCACAGUAAGGCCAGCCACCCGCCGCCCCCGCCCUUGGAAAGCCAGCACCCGGAGCUGCUCCUGCGGGUCACGGUGGGGGGCCUGACCCUGACACUGCUGCACCAGGACCCCAAGCCCGUGGCCCCCAACCCAGGCCCCCGCCUCCUGGCCCAGCGCUUCUUCUCCCACUUGGGGGCCCUCAAGGACUCGGCCUUCGGGGGGCGGGACUUCCGCCCCUUGCGCCAAUGCUUUGAAGGGGCCUGUCCCCACAGCAACGUCAGGCUCACGGGGGCCGCCGUGCAACUCAGCUGCGAGCACAAAUCCUCCGGCCAGAUGCACAUGCUCACUUGGGACGCCACUUUUGGGCUGCUGGAGGUCUUGGAGUGCCUUUGGCCGGACGACGGCGGGGGGAGAGCCAAACCGGAGUACACCGAGUUGUUGGUCUUUGCCACCCCCAGUGCCUUCCCCUAUAGCCAUUCGCCUCAACCCUGUGCCCGCAUUCGCUCCAAGCACUCGCAGAAGGUGCCAUCUUCCAAGAGUCGUCUUGUCAAGGCAGCAGCCAAACAAACGGUGGAGUUGGAGGCCGAGUUGGCGGAGUUCGGCUCCGACGUGGACCUGGCAACGCUGGACCGGCUCUGCUCCCUGUUGCAGUGUGCCACGGCACCCUCCUCGCCCUCCUGGCUGCCUCCUCGGCCGCACUUGGCAGAUUCUCCCCCGGCCGGCAACUGGCAGGCCAGCCUCCGCUUGUCCGCACCGAAAGCCGCCCUCCGGCUCCAGUUCCCCAUCCCGGACCUGCGGCCCUGGCCCGAGAGGCGGCCCGAGACCCAGAAGGCCGUGCGCAAGGAGAGCCUUCUCCUGGACCUGACCGCCGUCGAAUUCCGCACGGAGCUCGGCCCGUCGGGCGCCACCAAGAUGGAGGUUUCCUGCAGCGACUUGCACGGUGUGUACGAAGAUGGCGAGAAGUUCUUGGUGCCCUGCUUCCGGGUUGGCAAAAGCCCCGAUUUGUCAGCCAAAACGACGGGAAAGAAGUACAUCAUUCCAAAGAUCGCUCUGACCCUCCGCCCCCGGGCCGGCGAUGUCCAGUGGGAUCCGUCGCUACCAAAGCCCGAGGAGAUGGAGCUCUCCUCGGCGGAAAGCCCUUGCGAGCUCAAGCAGCCCGAGCCUUCGCCCUUCUCCUCCAAGCGGACCAUGUAUGAGACCGAGGAGAUGGUGAUUCCCGGAGAUCCCGAAGAGAUGGCCGAAUUCCAGGCCCAGACCUUGGAGGCCUCCCAGUACGCCCUGGAGGUGUCCUUCCCCACCAUGCACCUCUUCCUCCCCAGCAAAGACUUCUACGAGAGCAUCUACAACAGGAUCAACAACGACCUAUUGAUGUGGGUGCCCUUCAGCCUGCCUCCCAGCCCCUCCGAGACGCCGUUGGGUUCUAGUUCGACGUCCUCCCCUUUGGCCAGCGAAGCGCCCUCCUGCAUGCGAUGGCAGGAAAACUUCAAGAUGUGCAAGUCGGCCUUUAAGCUGGAUUCGGAUUCAGAGGAAGAAGACUCCCACUUCUAUUCGGUGGAAAAAAAGGGGGAGCAGCAGAGACCCUCCCCACAGAGCUGCGUCUCCGUCCUGCUGAGUGUCGGGAAGGGGAGGAUCACGGCCCUCUGCAACGCCAAGGGCGAAGGGGGCAAGAAGCUGGAGGGCUCCCACGGCGAGCUGGUUUUGGACGUGGAGAACGGCUGCCUCUUCAGUGUCUCCCAGUACAAAGGCCGGGACGACCUCGGCUAUUUCUGCAUCGAAGCGGAGAAAGUUGCACUUUAUCACAAAGCCGUUGUGGAGGACUACCUCAUGGCUGAGCACUUGGAAAUCCCCAGCUUCCUACCUCCCGAGGGGCUGCACCCCACCAUUUACGCCUCCCAGGAAGGCACCGUUGCCUGGCCUUUGGGGAGCAAGAAGGAAGGCCCCCACAAAAUGCUCUCCCUGGCCAUCCAGAUCAACCUGGACUUGGAGAAGAACAUCAAGGAGUUCUUGGUGACGUUGCGGCUAGAAGGCGCCACUAUGCGGCAUUACAUGGCGUUGGCCCACCAGAGCUGGUAUUCGCAGAUGAUUGAUUUCUUAGACGUCCUGGACGACCCAAUCCUUGGCUUCGUGCCACCCACCAUCAUCACAGUCUUGCAUACUCACCUCUUCAGCUGUGCCGUGGACUACAGGCCUCUCUACUUGCCCAUCCGCGUCCUCAUCACCGCCGAGACCUUCACCCUCUCUAGCAACAUCAUUGUGGACACCUCGGUCUUCCUCCUCCGGUUCAUUCUGGACGACUCUGCCCUAUACCUCUCAAAUAAAUGUGACGCCGAGACCGGGGAUUUGAGGAAAGACUACAUUUGCGUUGUGGACGUGGACCUCUUGGAGUUAGUGAUCACCACUUGGAAGGGGGCCACCACCGAGAAGCUGACCCGACCACUCUUUGAGCUACGCUGCUCCAACAAUGUAGUGCACGUCCACACGUGUGCGGACUCCUGCGCAGCUCUGGCCAACCUUAUCCAAUACGUUGUGAACAAUGGCGAUUUGCACCCGCCGCCCCGGCAUGACAGCCCUACUGAGAUCGCAGGCCAGAAGGUGCAGUUGUCGGAGAGCCCGGCCUCGCUGCCCCCGUGUCCUCCGGCCGAGACGGCGGCCAUCAACCAGCGCGACCUCACCGAUGCCCUCAUGGACUCGGAGCGCGGCCUCCACGAGCCGGCCGGAGAAACCGGGGAGCCUGGGCUCCGGCGGCAGCCCUCUCCCGUCUCGGUGUAUCUUUUCCCCGGAGAGAACGGGGCCAAGGGCAAGGCCCCACCGCCGGCCCCAGCGGGAGAGGGACUGGACUUCAGCCCUUCGGAGGACAGCGAAGGCGAGAGCGAGGCCACCGACGACUUCUGCAUCUUGGACGCCCCCGGCACCGGGAUCCCGCCUCGGGACGGGGAGCCGGUGGUGACGAAGCUGCUGGAGGGUCCGGUCCGCAUCCAGGAAGGCCACUUUUCCCGGCCGCUGGGCAGCACCGACCUGCUGAAGGCCCCCUCCCGCUUCCCGGUGCCCGAGAGCCGGGUGAUGAUGCGGGAGAUCUCGGUGGUCUGGCAUCUCUAUGGCGGCAGGGACUUUGGGACCGGCCGGUCAGGAUUGGGGCACGCCCAUUCGCCCAGGGCCAAGCCGUCCCUCUCCAGCACCCGAUCCUCCCCUUCCCGUUCCUCCUUCACCAACCGGCCCCAAAACACAUGGCGGGCCCAAGGAGGGGCCAGCCGCGUCCAUGACCUUCUGAUGGAGAUCCAGCUGACCAAGGUGAGCUUCCAGCAUGAGACGUAUCCCAGCGGUGCCCCAGAGAAGCCCUCCCUGGAGGUGGAGGAGCAACCAGUGGCCCGGCAGGUCUUCAUCGUCCAGGAGCUGGAGAUCCGGGACCGCCUGGCCUCCUCCCAGAUCAACAAGUUCCUCUACCUGUACAGUAGCGAAGGAAUGCCCCGACGGGCCCACUCCAACAUGCUCACCAUCAAAGCCCUCCACGUCUCCCCUGAAGCCGGCCUGGGAGGCCCCGAGUGCUGCCUUCGUGUUUCACUCAUGCCCUUGAGGCUCAACAUUGACCAGGAUGCCUUGUUCUUCCUCAAGGACUUCUUCACCAGUGUGGCCGCCAGCAUUAACCCGGUGGUGCCCAUUGAAGCGGCUGCAGAAGGCCGUGCGGAGUCCCCUGGGAAGGAGCCCGAGGGCGCCGAGAGCGAGAUGAUGGCUUCAAUGGAGACCACCGCCAGCGAAAACAGCUCCUUGUCCAAUGCCUCCUCAUCCUCAUCUGACCAACCCAUUUACUUCCGGGAGUUCCGGUUCACCUCCGAAGUACCCAUCUGGCUUGACUACCACGGCAAACACGUGACCGUGGACCAAGUGGGCACCUUUGCGGGCAUCUUGAUCGGCCUGGCGCAGCUCAACUGCUCCGAGCUCAAACUGAAAAGGCUCUGCUGCCGGCACGGGCUCCUGGGGGUGGAGAAGGUGGUGAGCUACGCCUUGACCGAGUGGCUGACGGACAUCCGCAAGAACCAGCUCCCGGGCAUCUUGGGCGGCGUGGGGCCCAUGCAUUCGGUGGUGCAGCUCUUCCACGGCCUCCGGGAUCUCUUCUGGCUUCCCAUUGAACAGUAUCGCAAAGACGGACGGAUCAUCCGCGGGCUGCAGAGGGGCGCGGCCUCUUUCGGCACCUCGACGGCCUCAGCCGCGCUCGAGCUCAGCAACCGCCUGGUGCAAGCCAUCCAGGCCACGGCGGAGACGGUCUACGACAUCCUCUCGCCCACGGCUCCUCCCAUGAACCGGACCCUCCUGGACAAGAAGCACAGCCGCAAACUCCGGCGGGGCCACCAACCUGCAGACCUGCGCGAAGGCGUGGCCAAGGCCUACGACACCGUGCGGGAGGGCGUGAUCGACACGGCCCAGGCCAUUUGCGACGUGGCUGCCCGUGGCCACGAGCAGAAGGGCAUCACGGGCGCGGUGGGCGGCGUCCUGCGCCAGAUCCCUCCCACGGUGGUCAAGCCACUUAUCGUGGCCUCGGAGGCCACUUCCAACCUCUUGGGCGGGAUGCGCAACCAGAUCAAGCCCGACGCCCGGAAGGAGGAGUCGCUCAAGUGGCGCUCGGAAGAGACUCAGGAGUGACACGACCCACCGAACGUGGCAUCUCGACUCUUGCGUGUGUGUGUGUGCAUGGAUGCGUGCGAGGCGUACGUGUGUUGCCGUCCGACCCCGGCCCUUCGCCCGUCUUUCAUUUUUUGUAUGUUUCCAAACUCUUUUGUCCAAUCCCGUGCACGUCCUGGAAGGAGGACAACAAAGCAGUCGGACACCAUUAAAAGGCCACGGCUUUGGUUCCCA
Anolis sagrei ordinatus is the source of this 5967-nucleotide messenger RNA. The record is from RefSeq and is a predicted model, not a curated record. Lineage: Eukaryota; Metazoa; Chordata; Lepidosauria; Squamata; Anolidae.